Messenger RNA from Rotaria sp. Silwood1, 2766 nucleotides. The record is from the annotation of a GenBank genome assembly. Lineage: Eukaryota; Metazoa; Rotifera; Eurotatoria; Philodinida; Philodinidae.
AUGUUUGAUUCAUUCAAGGAUCAUGGAUUUUUAAGCGUAAGCGAAAAGGCUGAUCGUGAAACAUUAAAUACAAUAGAAGAUUGUUAUUAUGCCGAAGAUAAUUUCGAUCCUAAAGAAUAUGAACUUCAAAAGUUACUUUCAUCACAAAAUGGUAAUCCAUUUUUAAACCUUUCUGAUGUGAUAGCACGUCAUGAUCGUCUUAAUACUCAACUAACAGCUGUAUCAAAACGUGUAUCGAAAUUAGUCCUUGAAAAUAGUUCAUCAUAUACUGCAGAAUUACAGCGUGUUACUGUGUUGACAAGUGCAUUAGAAUGUUCAAUUGAAACAUGUCAUACAGCUCGAAGAAAUCUUCGCCGUGCACAAUAUCAAAUAACAACACGAAAUUUAGGUUUAAUUAGAAAUGCAAUGCGUAAACAACAAUGGAUUAAUGUUUUGCGAAAUAUUGAAAAAUUAAAAAAACUACAUAGUAUCGAUCAAAAACUAAAAGAAAUGGUUAAGCAAGAAGAUUUUGUUGGUGCAAUUCAAUUAUGUUCACAAUGUGGAAAUACUGUCCUUCAUUAUAAAGAAUAUCAAUGUAUAGGAGAUCUUUCAACAAAACUUCAAGAUACAUUAGAUUUUAUUGAAGAAUCAAUUGAUGUAACAUUAGCUAAACUUUGUUCAAAUUUUAAUCCACAUACAUAUCAACGUUUAUUAAAUGCUUAUCGUUUACUUGGAAAAUCAUUAACCUUUAUGGAUCAAUUACAAAUGCAUUUUGUUAAUGUUGUGCAAACACGUACAUUGGAAAUUUUGUUAAAAACUAUUGGAUCAACAAAUAAUGAUCCUAGUUUAUCUUCUUAUAUUGAUUUGUGCAAAAUGAUUCCUGAAGAAUCUUUUUACAGUUGUUUGCAUGAACUUAAUGUAUGCUUUUGGCAAAUAAUUAAAUCUUAUAAAUUAAUUUGGCUUUGGCAUGAAAAAAAUCCUGCAUCUAUUGAAGCUACAAAAGAUGAUAGACCAGAACCAAGUCAAGAUUUUCUUAUUCAAAAACUCGAAAGUGGAUCAAGUCGUUUAUGGAAUGAAAUUCAACAAAAAAUGAAAACAUUUCUUCUUGAAAAUAAUAUGACACAUUUUAAAUUUGAAGCAUUUAUACAAGUACUUAAAGUUAUUAAUCGACUUAUGGAAAUAGGUGAACAAUUUUGUCAAAGUGAUUCUAGUAUACUUCAAGAAGCUAUGCGUCGACAAAGUGUAGUUUACUUUCGUUCAUAUCAUAAUGGUCGAUUAGAUGAAUUAAAAAUGUUUCUUGAAAAUGAAACUUGGCAACGAUGUCCUGUUAAAUCAACCUUUCAUAUAACUCAAUUACAUGAAUUUCGAUUUCUACGUGAAACACAAUCAUUUUCAUCGGAUUUAGCAACUUCAACAUCAUUUAAUCAAAAGUUUGAUCUUGAUUUAUUUGAUCGAUAUUUAUAUACUGAACGUGAACAUCCAUUUGAUCUUGAUCAAACACAAACAACAAUAUCAUCUUCACCAUCACAAUAUAGUGAUACGAAUUCUUUAGAUGUUGAUGAUGGAAAUAUAAUCAAUGGAAAUUCUUAUAAUGAAAGAAGAAUUCGAUCAAAUUCAAAUUCAUCAACCGAUUCAGAUAUUGAAAAUGAUAAUAAUCAACGAAAAAGAUCUUCGACUCAUCUUAAUCAUUCUCGAUAUCAUGAUGAUAAAACUGGAUCAACUAUUAUUACAAAUACAACUUUAAAUGUAACCAGAUUAUUUGGACGAUAUAUGGAAAUGAUUGAAAUGCUUAAACCUAUUGCAUUUGAUGUUAUCAUUUGUAUGACACAACUUUUUGAUUAUUAUCUUUAUACAGUUUAUACAUUAUUUGCUUGUGAUAUGAAUGAAAUUCCAGUUGAUGCCUUAAGUACUCGAUUAAGAUUUACAAUCAAACGAAUUAGUGAUAAUUUAAUUGCUAAUAAUGAUUCAGAAGCGGCACAUCAUGAAAAAAUAGCUGCUGCUCAUCUAUCACCAUUAGUUGAUAUAAAUAGUCCAACAAGUGUACUUUAUGGUCUUCCACAACGUAUUGUUGCUGCUGAAUCACUUGUUUUUCUUGCUGAACAAUUUGAUUUUCUUCUUCCAUAUUUAAAAUUAAUGAUUCCAACUGAUCGUCAUACAUUUUUAACACAAUUUUAUUCUCAAACGAUUCAAGUAACACAUGAAUUACGUAUACCAAUAUAUCAUAAUGUAUCUGCUAAUGUUCUUGAUUAUAUGUCAAUAGCAUUAAUGAUAAGUAAAGUUAAUUGGGAUAUAGGAGAAAUUUUAACACAACAUAAUGUUUACGUUGAUAUACUUGCAAAUGAAUUACAAACAUUUCAAAAUCGUUUCGAUCAAAUUAAUCAACAAUUAUUACCCAUACCCAAAGCUGUUUAUAGAACAAUAUGGGAUCAAAUAUUAGAUAAAAUUUUCUAUACGAUGGUUGAAGGUUAUGCAAAUGCUAAACGAUGUAGUAAUGAAGGUCGUGCAUUAAUGCAACUUGAUUUUCAACAAUUACUCCGAAGAUUAGAACGCAUUAUUGAAGAUCUUAAACCUUUACCACAUAAAGAAUUUGUUGAAAAUUAUAUUAAAGCUUAUUAUUUACCUGAACAAUCAAUUGAUCAAUGGAUUCGAGAUAAUACAAUGUAUACAAUAAAACAACGCAUGGCAUUAGUAACAAUGAUGUCACAUUUAAGUAAAAAGAAACGUGCACAAUUAACGCAACAUCUUGAAGAACAAGAUCGAUCACGUACACCAGUAUUAACAUCCUAA